GCAGCUGUUUUUGCUACUUAAACGCUUUAUUUUACUUUAUACAAUAACGAUGCACAUUAAAUUUCUGCAUAGUUUUUGGUUGAUAAUUACUGGAAUAUUGUAUUAAUAUCGAUUCAAUAUUAUUUGUUUUGUCCCUGUUAUUUUCAGUAUGUGCUGAGUAGGUUGUCAUCCAACACUUGCUGCUAUUGGACACUGAUGUAAACAAUAUGGCGGUCACUGCGAGAAGAAAACAGUGAUGUUUUGUUUAUCACUUAUGAAAACGUGUGAAACAGAACUAUUUGAAAAAGAAGAUGAUUGUCUCACAGGAAAAAAGAAAGAAAUAUCAAUGGAAUUUCAAGAAUACGAACUAUCCUCGAAAUAAAUUGCCAGCAAUUACUAAUGCACCUACAGUGGAUUAUCAGGCACUGGAGUGGCUUAACAGCAUCCAUGGGCUUUCAUCAAGCCAGAAGCCAGAGACUACAAUGGAGGCUCACCGGGUAUUUAUGAACAACUACCACAAAAUGUUCAUCCCAGAAGUUAAGAAAUGUGGCCUCCCUAUUCACACAGAGAAGAGAAUUGUUAUUGACAAACUUAUGGUCCACAGUGACAGUGAGCAGGCCACAGGAAGACCAACGUCAGAGGCAGAGAGGAAGACAGUGAGGAAGAAACUGACCACGGAGGAAUUUACUCACAACAUCAAAGAUUACCUCCCCUUAUUUCACAAAGAGCACAAGAGUCAAGAUCCUGCUGCUGUUCGCGCUGACAAUAUUAAAACUCUGAGGCAAAUUUUACGCAAGCUACCAUUUGAGAGGACAGCCCUUGAUAAUGAUAAGAUUUUCUCCAUUCUUAAAACAUUUGACUUUUUUGCGGAAACCUUCACCAACAAUGUGCUCAAAGAGUUGUGUGUUGUCACUCAAAUGGAGAUAUGGCGCGAGGCAGACUUUACAGUGUUUGGCAGCACCGGUCUUCACAUGGUGUUACGAGGGAAGGACCCAUUAACAGAACCUCACAUCUUCACUGCACUUAAUACCACUGACUCAGAUCUUCGAUCACCAACUCCAGUGCUAGAAUCUUCAGAUACUGUGCUGGAGCCUGGAGACUGCUUUGGAACUGUUUUGAAACUUAAAGACAAGGCUCCUAGUACCAGGCUGCUAAGUGUCAAAACAAUGGAAAACAACUGUGAGUUUCUUAAAAUUUCUGCAUCUGAUUAUUCAAAAGUCAAUGAGCAAAUCCAGCUGAGGGAGCAUACAGAAAAGUUAAACCUCCUUCUGUCCUGCUCACAAUACCGCAUGUGGCCACGUCAGCCACUCAUACAGGUUGCAACUCACAUUGAGUGGUUAACCUAUCCUCCUAAUACUGUGAUUGUCAGUGAGGGCUACAAGGCACCCUUCAUCGGCUUCAUCAAGACUGGAGAAUGUCAUGUGCUUCGACAAGUGGAUGUCCUCCAGACGCUAAGAAAUGGGCACAAAGAGAAACGCACCAAGCAAGUUGUGAUGGGGAAGCUGGGGCCAUCCGAUUCCUUUGCAGAGUUGAGUCUCCUUCAAGACGAGCCUGUCACUUGUUCCAUAGUCACAGCAACUGAUGUGGAAAUGGGAGUUAUAAAACCAGGCCAUCUCCAUGAACUGGAUCAAGUUACUGUACAGCUUUUUAAACACUCCAGUACCCAUACCUUUGGUGAACUAACGAAGGAAGACAUCCAGAAUGAAUAUGUGCACCAGGAACAGAAACGAGCUUGGAAUGAAUUUAAGCACAGCGUCAUUGUGGAUGUCAUCAAUGCCAAUGGAAUUCGACCUGGCUAUGGAAAUGGGCCAAGUGACAGACAUGCCAGCCAUGGAAAUGGCUAGUGAGACAGACAUACUUGCUACAGGAAGAGGGCAAAGAGCAAAUAUGUGCCGUAAGCUGCCUUUGUAGCCUGGCUGAAGGAACACACAGAGGGUGUCCUGCCUACCUAUAGUUUACACCUGACAUUGGGUGUACAAAUAAAGUACAAAAUAGCCUGUUCAAUACAAGGUCAAAGGCAAAAGAACAAUUUGUAUAGACUAGUUUUAAUGUCUUGAGUUUAUAAAUAAAAAUGUGAUGGAUCGUUACAAUAAAUCGUGCAAAAUAA
Pomacea canaliculata is the source of this 2086-nucleotide messenger RNA. RefSeq names its product cyclic nucleotide-binding domain-containing protein 1-like. NCBI's taxonomy places the organism in Eukaryota, Metazoa, Mollusca, Gastropoda, Architaenioglossa, Ampullariidae. The record is from RefSeq and is a predicted model, not a curated record.